Lipotes vexillifer (Yangtze River dolphin) is the source of this 939-nucleotide messenger RNA. RefSeq names its product C-type lectin domain containing 17A (gene CLEC17A). The transcript is spliced from 11 exons. The record is from RefSeq and is a predicted model, not a curated record. Lineage: Eukaryota; Metazoa; Chordata; Mammalia; Artiodactyla; Lipotidae. The coding region runs from base 1 to 939 and encodes 312 amino acids.
AUGUGCACCCUGUAUACCAACUCUGGGUGCAUGGACCUGCCAGGACCCAGAGAAGAGGAGGAUGAUGAUGAUUAUGAGAACACGACACCACCAUACAAGGACCUUCCUCCCAAGCCAGGUUGGAUGGCUCCACCAAGACCUCCAAGGGCAGGAAAGAAAACAGAGAACCCCCCACUUCCCUGCAAGCUCCUGAAGAACACAGGCCUGAACCUCACCCCUGUCACCUGCACAACUCCUCAACUGGCAACUCCAGUGCCCUGGAUCAGUCAGAAGUCCGGAGGUCCUAGGUGUUACCAGGAGGAGAGACUGAUGGUGUACAUGUGUCUGCUGGUGGUGGUGUCACUGCUCAUGGGCUGCACUGGUCUGGCUGUUACCCUGAUUAAAUACCAGGAGGUGGUGGAAGAGCUGAGGAUGUUAACCUUUCAGCAGAUGGCAUGGCGAGCAAAUGUGACUGGCAUGGCGGGGCUAGCCGGCCUGAAGGAGGACAUUGAACGAGUAAGAGCUGACACGAACCAGUCCCUGCUGGAACUUCGGGGCUUAUUAGACUGUACCAGGGUCACCUGCCCUGAGGGCUGGCUCCCUUUUCAGGGUAAGUGUUACUACUUCUCUCCAAGCACCAAGUCAUGGGAUGAAGCCCGGAAGUUCUGCCAGGAGAAUUACUCUCACUUGGUCAUCAUCAGUAACUUUGCUGAGCAGAACUUUGUGGCCAAGGCUCAUGGCUCUCCUCGGGUAUACUGGUUGGGGCUGAACGACAGAAACCGUGAAGGGGACUGGAGGUGGCUGGAUGGGUCACCCAUCACUUUGAGCUUUUGGGACCCACAGGAACCCAACAACCUCCAUAAUGAGGACUGUGCCAGCAUGAACAAAGGUGGCACCUGGAAUGACCUCUCUUGCGACAAAACUACAUAUUGGAUUUGUGAGCGGAAAUGUUCCUGUUGA